This is a messenger RNA of Nematolebias whitei (Rio pearlfish), 1124 nucleotides long. RefSeq names its product ubiquitin-conjugating enzyme E2 L3. Lineage: Eukaryota; Metazoa; Chordata; Actinopteri; Cyprinodontiformes; Rivulidae. The transcript is spliced from 4 exons. The coding region runs from base 17 to 481 and encodes 154 amino acids. The record is from RefSeq and is a predicted model, not a curated record.
CCUUAAUAAUUUCAAGAUGGCGGCGAGCAGAAGACUAGCUAAGGAACUUGAAGAGAUUCGCAGGUCUGGAAUGAAAAACUUCAGAAACAUUCAAGUUGAGGAAUCAAACCUUUUGUCAUGGCAGGGUCUCAUUGUUCCUGACAACCCCCCAUAUGACAAAGGUGCGUUCAGGAUUGAAAUCAUUUUCCCCACUGAGUACCCGUUCAAGCCUCCCAAAAUCACCUUCAAGACAAAGAUCUACCACCCCAACAUUGAUGAGAAGGGUCAGGUGUGUCUGCCUGUUAUCAGUGCAGAGAACUGGAAGCCCGCUACCAAAACUGACCAAGUAAUCCAGUCCCUGAUUGCUCUGGUGAACGACCCACAGCCUGAACACCCCCUGAGGGCAGACUUAGCAGAAGAAUACUCAAAGGACCGUAAAAAAUUCUUGAAGAAUGCCGAGGAGUUUACAAAGAAACACGGAGAAAAGCGGCCAAUGGACUGAUCACAUGACAGCCCCCACAUCCCCCUGCUCUUCUAACCAACAUGCUUGUUCACUCUUCUUCCCCUUCCUCUCUUCCCCUGCAGCCCGGGGGCUGCCAGCCUGACAGCAGGCUGGGACAGUCUAAGGACUGCCCCCCUCUUCAGGAUUCUGUGGAUCAGGCAGCAUCUUCCUCCUCCUCCUCCUCAGCUCCAGAUCUUCAGGCCUUCUCUAACUUUUUACUCUUUCUUAAGGUGAAAUGGAAACGGAAAAGUUGCUCACACUGAGUUAGAUGGUUCAAUGUUUUCUUUUAAACAUCCAUCAGGUUUUGGGAUAAACAGAACCACCUGUGUUUUAUUUCUUUUGUUCCUAAAAAUCCAGAGUUAACGUUUAAACUUUGACAGAAUUAAAGCUGUAGCUGGGACCCUGACUAAAAUAUAUCUGCCUUAUGUAUCUCCGUUUAUUUGUAGAAUUGCACUGGACGCAAAAGUUGCUGGUUUCCAGCAAACACUCCAAACGGAUCAACAUUCAUAAACGACCCACACGUUGUGUUUUUUCUUUUUUGAACUUCUUUCGAUUGAUUUGUUCAGUUUCUCUGUAUGACUCAUCGCUUCUGUUUUUCUCCAGUUCACAUUGUUUUAAUUGGCACUUGAUAUAAAAUUUCCUG